Molecule: messenger RNA, 1969 nt
Organism: Syzygium oleosum
Lineage: Eukaryota; Viridiplantae; Streptophyta; Magnoliopsida; Myrtales; Myrtaceae
Exons: 15
Coding region: 206-1537 (443 amino acids)
Molecular function (GO): nucleic acid binding; zinc ion binding
Source: RefSeq, a predicted model, not a curated record
CCGGGCCGAGAUUCCUCCUGGAUUCGGGUUCCCGCUUGAUCCGAUUGCUAUUCUCCCUUCUUCUUCUUCUUCUUCUUCUUCUUCGUCCUCCGCCUCUGCCAACCAGAAAAAACCAAGGAAAACUCUGCUCCGGUGGCCGGAAUCUGGUUCUGCUCGCCGGCGGGCAUCCUGAGCAGCCGCUAGAGAGAGACUAGGUAGAGAGAGAAUGGGGACGAGGACCAAUUUCUACAAGAACCCUUCAUCCGCUUACAACAGAGACUUCGAUCUCUCCUCCGCUCUUCGAAACCUCAAAGCUUACAACAUCGUCACCGGAAGCGCCUCCUUGACCGACGGAGAACCUUCGAGCGACGAGAAAGCCGAACGACGUAAGCGUCGCCGCCGAGGCUCUGAAGCCCCGUGCGGUGGGAGGAGCCGCAGCCGCGGCGCCGCCGUGGAGGACGAUCGGCCCAUGUCCCACGACGAAUACGUGGAAAAGAGGAGGCAAUUGAGAGAAACGGGUGCGGCUCAGGUUUAUCAGGAAUUGACUCCUGAUGUUCUGGGGGCUUCGAGUUCGGGUUUGAAAUUAGUUGACUAUGGAAGUGAUGGAAGCACUUCUGAAAAAGAUGAAGAGAAGGAGACUGAAAUUUGUGUUAAUAUUGUUGAAGGUGACCAAACCAACACGGAAAGCAAUCUAGUUAAGAUUAGAAGUGAGCAAAGAUUUCCCCUGCCUGGAGAACCGGUUUGCCUGGUGUGUGGCAAAUACGGAGAAUAUAUUUGCGAUGAGACUGAUGAUGAUAUCUGCAGCUUGGAGUGUAAAGCGGUGCUUUUACGAACUCUUAAAUUUAAAGAGGAUCCCUUGAGCAACCAAAGUCCAGUCACAGCUUCAGCUGAGUUUGUUUCUGGAUCAGCUGUGCCUGAAGAAGAAAAGGAUGCUUGGGAUUAUGAUCGUCACCGGUGGUCCGAUAGGAAAUCCGGUCUCUCCACUUAUCUCUGUACUACCUGUCAGAGACCUGGGCACCUUGCGGAAGAUUGCUUGGUUGCAGCUGGACAAAACAAAUCAACUAACAUACCCAAAGAUCUUCUGGGACUUUAUAGAAGAUGCCAGCAAAUAGGGAAAAGCUCAUCCGCAGCAAGGUGCAAUGAAUGUCAAACCUCGUUUGGUUUGGCGACUUGCCUUGAUUGUAGUAGACUAAUAUGUGACGGUGCAGGUCAUUUGGAUGAGCACAUUAGAAUGAAUUCCUCUCACCGGCAGUAUUAUUCUCACAAGCUCAAGCGUCUGGUGAAAUGCAGUAAAGCAACAUGCAAAGUGACAGAUAUAUCUGAUCUUUUGGCUUGCCAUUACUGUUUUGACAAAGCAUUCGACAAAUUUUAUGACAUGUGUACUGCAAGUUGGAAAGGAGCAGGACUUGCAAUUAUACAAGGGUCUAUUAGCUGCGAAGAUCAUUUUUCAUGGCACAGAAUGAAUUGUCCAAAUGCUGGUGCAGAAGAUAGUGCAUAUAUUGUCAGUAGGCAUCCUCAAAGGGGAAAGCAUGUUCAGAUCAGCGAAUUCAUUUUCUGAUCCUUGGCGGGGGAAGAAACCUGGUAUUGUUUGAUUGCCCGGUCCUGGUACAGCUAUUUAUGGAGAGAGAGCUGCCGGUGCGACUUCAACGUCCUGGGUUUGCAAGUCCGGAAGAGGCGUUGUCGAUGGAAGAAUGAUCUGACCAUUGAUCAGCUAGAAUCAGAAUCUCCGACUUGUAUAGUUGUUCAUCGAUCCCUAUUGGUUUGUGGAGGACGCUAGCUACGGCAUGUAGGGGGGCUUCAUGUUUCCCAGUUGAUUAAAUCCAUCAGCAUUCUUCUUCUUCUUCUGAAUGUUGAUGUAGUGUGCAACACCUAAAAGAGAAAACAACUUGCUGUGAAUUCCAUGGCUCAUGGUUAUAGUGACUGUUUUACAUUGAUCACUGUAUUCAUCUCUGUGAAGUUGUUUUCGGCAACGCCUCAAGGUUUUCUAAUC